UGAGAAGGGCAAACGCUCCUCCACCUGAACCAAGACAUUACUACUUUAAUGCUAUAACACACCGCCGAGUUACCGCUGGCGGAAGGAGAUACUAUGAAUUGCUUAAUGCUGGAUGGGAUAUAGAAAACGAUUAUUAUUUAGUCCCACCGGAAGUGAUUUCCGGCGAUUCUAAUGAAGCUCAAGAUCCUCUCCCAACCCACGAACGAAUUAUGGCUAUACACGGAGAGAAGCUUGCAAAUCUCAAUAUCACAUUAUGUCGAGAAUGCUUUAUUGCUAUAAACCUAGAACAAGUUGGCAAACCAAAAGUCAGACUUUCUCCCAUCGAAUUUCGUCGCUACGUAAAUAAUAUUACGGAUUUAAAUGCGCUUAUCGAAUCUAAGGAUUACUUGACCCGAUUUAUUAAAUCUGAGUAUAAAACGAAAGAAUUCGUGGAUAAAUUUUUAGAUAAUCUCGAAACAAUGAUUGAAAUUCCCGCUAACGAUAUUGAUUGUAUUAGAAUUUGGGUACUUGGCUUUAUCAAUGAUCGAGAAGGUGAAGAGAUGGGAUUAUAUAAAUUCUUACAAUCUAAUUACUCAGAUAUAAAUGAAACUUUCAACGAAUUUUAUCAGAAUUACGCUGGAAAUGUUCAUAAUCCUAUGAAUAAAAAUCGAGUAGCACGCGCGUUAUCUGCUUUAGGCUUAAAAACGGAAAUGAAAAAGGCUCGACGCCAGCUUUAUAUUAAUCGUAAGAAAAUUAUCGACGAAUUUGUGAGUAAACAAAAUUUGAGACGCGCGGUUGAUUUCAUUUACGCUCUAAAUCUGAACAAGAUAGAUGAGCUGGAAGCACUAAUUGACGAUUAUAAGAAUAGGAGGGAUGAUUUGCUAAAUAAAUUGGAUUUGGAAUCCGAAUUGGACCAUUCCAUGCCGAUUAUAUCGGAACUUAAAGUGCUUGUUGAUCAAAAAAUAAUGUACCUUAUACAUUAUAUCAACGUCUGUGAAGAUACGUUUUUGAUAACCGAGGAAGCAAAAAAUCAAAAUAUGAGGGAAUGGGAGGAGCAAACAUUUCUGGCUUCAAGUGAUUAG
Molecule: messenger RNA, 1061 nt
Organism: Paraglomus occultum
Lineage: Eukaryota; Fungi; Glomeromycota; Glomeromycetes; Paraglomerales; Paraglomeraceae
Source: the annotation of a GenBank genome assembly